CUUUUUUGAGAACAAUCGAGCAAUGGCGCGGGAAUCUGAGUCGGUGCGACACGCUGGUGGGCGAUUCGCUAGUGUGCUCGAUGCAGGCGACGCUGCGUCCCACUACGUUCCAGAUAACGAGUUUUACUCUGUCGUUGCAGCCAUCCUGCGCGAGACUGACUGGACGGAGCCGUGGCUGGUUGGCUUGCUCUCGUUCCACGUCUUCAACGUUAUUGUUGCGCUGUUCGCGCGCCGCCAUUCGACGUUCCAAGCCACGUACUUUUGCGUUCUGAUGGUGCUUGCAUACUCGACGGAGCACUUGAACAAGUGGGCGGUGGACAACUGGCAGCAGUUCUCUGCAAAGGCGUAUUUUGAUGUCCAUGGUUUGUUCAUUUCGACAGUGUUUGCUGGACCGUUGCUUCUGACGAGUCUUCUGUUUGUGGUUGUCUGGAUGAAGACGGCGGCUGACUUGCUCGUCAAAGUCAAGCGAGCAGAGCUCCGAACGCGGGCACGCGCUGCACGUUCGGACGGUGCACAAACAGCUGCAGGUGCAUCAUCAGCAGGAUCUGGCUCACAAAGUAUAGCCACGAAUGCGGAAUCCAAAAAGUCACAAUGAUUGCCUUUUAAAAUUUUGUUUUCUCAUUCUUCUUGCUUAUGCCGAACAGCCGAUGAAGAAAAAAUGUCGUAUAAUAUGGAGAUAUCACGAAAAAUAACAACACAAUCGAGAA
This is a messenger RNA of Capsaspora owczarzaki ATCC 30864, 707 nucleotides long. RefSeq lists its product as hypothetical. The record is from RefSeq and is a predicted model, not a curated record. Lineage: Eukaryota; Filasterea; Ministeriida; Capsasporidae. Bases 23 to 595 code for a protein of 190 amino acids. The transcript has 4 exons.